Messenger RNA from Peronospora farinosa, 2655 nucleotides. The record is from the annotation of a GenBank genome assembly. Lineage: Eukaryota; Oomycota; Peronosporomycetes; Peronosporales; Peronosporaceae.
AUGGAGGGCGUGCUAUAUACACGGGACGGCCGCAGCAAGCUGUUGCGAGGCUGGCACAAGCGCUACUUUGUGCUAUCUGAGACAAGUGGAUUGUUGCGUGAAUAUUCAUCUGACGUGAGCAAGGAAGAGUUGCUAUCUCGUACAAGUCGAGCGUUGUCUAGGGCGUCGUCCAAUUCGUCCACGUCGUCACCUGAUCGUAGCAAUAGUAAUAGUGGGAUGACGAUGUGUCGAGAACUGAAUGUCCGAGGAGCAGUUGUGAAAACGUUGCCUUUUCCUGUCGUGGGAAAGCACAAUGCGUUUCAAGUGACGAUUAUAUCAGACAUUGCGUCAUCAUUAUCAACUUCAAGUUCUGGUGCAAUCAAAUUGAUUCUUAGGUCACGUCAAGCUGAAGAUGUACAUCAAUGGAUGGCUGCACUACGAUCAGCCGCGCUGAAGAUGACGAUCCCACGACGAUCAUCGAGUCCUAUGGAUUGGGGUGGUCAAGACAGCGACUCGAGGAUGGAAACACUGACAGAUAGUGACUUCCUGGAAGUAAAAAUGCCUCAACGAGCAGAUAUGGCGCUUCUGAGCUCAGUAUACGAAUGGGUACAUGACUGCUGCGUCAAGACGUCCCAGAGUGUGACAGUAGCCGGUAUGCAUAUACCAAGAGGAUCAUUACUAGUGAGUGCCAAUGGCGUUUCUUUGCAAACUUUGACGUCAGCUGAAGUGAAAAAGUUGUUGUUGGAGGUAAUCGGACCUUUGCCGGUAUCGCUACGGUUUUUGAAAUCUCCAGCGAAAUGUGGUGUUUUACGUGCGAAAUUGUACACAAGUCCAUUGACGCAGUUCAAGUCGUUGGCGAGGUAUCGGAAAUCAAGUCGGAUGAAUUGGAAAGAGCAACUUGUAGAUUUAUCAGGUGAUUUAUUAACUUGUCAGUUACAAGUUAAAACACCGAUGAGUAUUGGAACUAACAGAAAAACUGGUAAUACCGGUAAAAGUCACAGUAAAACCAAACGCGUACUGAUGCUAAGUAGUGGCAGCUCCGUCAAACCGGUACACGAACUGGUGUCGGAUCGCAAGUACUGUUUUAUGGUAACAGUGGAUACCCAUUCCAUGUUAUUCCAUGCAAGAUCCGAAUCAGAUCGAAGAGCUUGGACAGAUGCAGUGCAACGUGCUAUUACAAUAGCUGAAGGAUUAGUGCCUGGAGGGUCUUUUGACUUGGAUGCCCUACAGCUGCAGAGUUCCAUGAAUAUGAGGCAUCGUGAGCAUGCAUUUGAAGGGAUGGAAGAUGGUCAAGAUGUGACAUAUUAUGAAAAUAAAGACGCGGCAAAGGAUGAGAAAGUAGGAGCAAAUCCACUCAAUGCUACGUCAUUGCUACCAUCGGAUGAGGACUGGAUAAGCGCGACCCAAUUGGCCGCAUAUUUACCGGAUGGUGAGCUCACGGAAAUGCUGCGAGUCUUGCAAUCUAGUGGACGGUUCAUAGAAGCUCUUCAAUUGAUGCAGAAAAAUACAGUACUUCGUUCCAAGUACUGGCAGCAGAUUUUUCAAUGGGCUCUCGCUCCUGCCUGUAGUAUUGAAGAGAAUGUGGAACAUUUCCAGCAGCUGAUUAGUACACCUCUUUCCGAAGAAGACGAUUUGCAAGUGCAAAAAGAUAUUCCUCGUACUGCAAAAUGGCUGGCGGGAUCGGCAGGUGCACCGAAACUCGAUGAUGGUGAACGUGCUGUUCGAUUGGAACGCUUGGGGCAUGUGUUGCAUGCCUUCUUGUCAAGCUGCUCAUUAGAUGUGCGAACCGAUGAAGCUCCGCUUUCGCUUUCGUCUGCAGGAUUGUCUCGACCGCCUCCCAGUUUUUAUAUGCAGGGAAUGAAUGGACUUGCAUUUAUCUUGUUGGAAAUAUUGGGAAGCGAUGAAAUUGAAGCCUUUCGGUUUCUUCGUGGCAUUGUAGCUCGGGUUUUACCGCACGUGUUUGGCAUUUGCUGUGAUGGCACUGGACGCGAUCAUUUCGACCUUUUCAGUUCGCUUGUUGAGGUUGGUGAUGUUUUACAGGAAGUGACACGGCUGCAUCUGCCUAGUUUUCACACAGCACUUGAGCAAGCUGGAUUGCCCGUAUGUUUGCUGGCGUACAAGUGGUUUCCUACGCUUUUUUCGGAUGUGACGUUGACAGCAUCGCACUCCCAGCUGCGCUUUGACACACUAAUGUGUUGUUGGGAUGUGUGCCUUUUGUUGGGGCUCGAAGGCAUGUUUUGUGUAGCGUUGGCGCUAUGUAGUGCUGCUGAAAAUGAUGUCCUCUCAUUAGCUGAAUGCGGCGAUGCUGUUAGUAGCAGCGCCGAGCAGGUGAGUGCAGCCGUGGGACGUUCAUUAGCUCUUCUGUCGCCCGAAGAUCUGGUCACGAGUGUUUGCGAAGUGCUGGAGUUGUGCAACCACCCGGUAUUGAUGAAGCUUCGUAACGCACAUCGUCGUCGACUGAAGCUUGGAUACUCAAAAAUAGGCAAUGGUUUUGCCGCAUUGAGCUCUAGAACUUCACCGAGUACUAUUGUGACGAAAACGUCUCAUGUCGUGCCGUUAACAUCCAUGACAGUGACCGAUUUAGAUUCUGGCAAUGUAUAUGAGAUUUCGAAUUCUGGGAAUAUGUUACUGCCGAGGAAAGUUCACAGUAGAAUGACUGCAAGAAAGAAUGACUGA